Messenger RNA from Lodderomyces elongisporus, 1368 nucleotides. RefSeq names its product fructose-2,6-bisphosphatase (gene FBP26). NCBI's taxonomy places the organism in Eukaryota, Fungi, Ascomycota, Pichiomycetes, Serinales, Debaryomycetaceae. Gene Ontology annotation, molecular function: fructose-2,6-bisphosphate 2-phosphatase activity; ATP binding; 6-phosphofructo-2-kinase activity. Gene Ontology annotation, cellular component: cytosol. Gene Ontology annotation, biological process: fructose metabolic process; fructose 2,6-bisphosphate metabolic process. The transcript has a single exon. Bases 1 to 1368 code for a protein of 455 amino acids. The record is from RefSeq and is a predicted model, not a curated record.
AUGCCGGUUUAUUCUAUAUCGCAUGUCGAAAAUGUCAGAGUCUGUGUGGUAAUGGUUGGGCUACCGGCACGUGGAAAAUCGCUUAUCUCGCAAAAGAUUGUGCGCUACUUGUCAUGGUUGUCGAUCAAAUCCAAGUGUUUCAACGUUGGAUCAUAUAGAAGAGAAGUGGCCAAGGAUACUGUCAUUAAUGCUGAUUUUUUUGACCCUCAAAACCCAGAGGGAUUAAACUACCGAAAGCAAGCGAUUGAUACUGCUAUCAUCGACAUGAUGAAAUGGUUCCUGGAAGAGAAUGGAGUUGUUGGUAUUCUAGAUGCUACGAAUUCGACUCGCAAGAGAAGAGAUAUGAUUUUGCGUCUUUGUCGUGAAAACCACAUCGAGCCAAUGUUUUUAGAGAGCUGGUGUGACGAUAAAGAAUUGAUCCUCCAAAACAUCGCAGAUGUAAAGACUACUUCUCCUGAUUAUGUUGAAAAAUCAAGCGAGUUUGCCACUAAAGACUUUUUGAAACGAAUUGAACUUUACGAAACGGUAUACGAGACCAUGGACUCUGUCAAGGAUGCCAAUUUGUCAUUCAUCAAAUUGGUCAAUGUUAAUGCGCAAAUAAUCUUGAACCGUAUUGAGACGUACUUGGAAAGUAGAAUUGUCUACUACGUCAUGAACUUGCACAUAAAGCCUCGAAGUAUAUGGCUUUCAAGACAUGGUGAAUCAGAGUUCAAUUUGACAGGCCAGAUUGGCGGCGAUGCCAACUUGUCCGAGCGCGGGUGGAAGUAUGCAAAGAAGCUUCCCGAGUUGGUGCUCAAGUCUCUUGGUGAAGACCUCCAGCAUACAAACCUUACAGUAUGGACCUCAACUCUCAAGCGUACACAACAAACGGCAUCUUUCUUACCGUAUAAGAAAUUGCAAUGGAAAGCAUUGGAUGAAUUAGAUGCUGGUGAAUGCGACGGAAUGACUUACGAGGAGAUUGAAGUCAACUACCCCGAAGACUUCAAAGCCAGAGAUGACGAUAAGUAUGAGUAUAGGUAUCGUGGGGGAGAGUCAUACAGAGAUAUUGUUAUUAGGCUAGAACCAAUCAUUAUGGAAUUGGAAAGACAGGAAAAUAUUCUUAUUAUAACCCACCAAGCCGUGUUACGUUGUUUGUAUGCUUAUUUCAUGAAUGUGCCUCAAGAAGAAAGUCCUUGGAUGUCAAUACCCUUGCAUACAUUGAUCAAGCUAGAGCCCAGAGCAUACUCAACAUUGGUGAGCAGGAUCAAGGCAGAUAUCCCUGCAGUUAGCACCUAUAAAGAAAAAGGAACCUCCCAACUUGGUGAGUCAAAGUCCAGUGAAAAUGUGUUUAAAAGCAGAGAUUUGAUCAAGAAUAGCAGCUCUGCUUAG